Messenger RNA from Musa acuminata subsp. malaccensis (wild Malaysian banana), 1339 nucleotides. RefSeq names its product phenylcoumaran benzylic ether reductase Pyrc5. NCBI's taxonomy places the organism in Eukaryota, Viridiplantae, Streptophyta, Magnoliopsida, Zingiberales, Musaceae. The record is from RefSeq and is a predicted model, not a curated record. Gene Ontology annotation, molecular function: oxidoreductase activity.
CUUCAGAGCUUUCUCAUAAAGAACGCAAGAAUGGCAGGUACGGUAAUUUCGGCCAGACUAGCGAACCCUACUGAUGAAUCUGCGAUAAAUAGAUCAGUUCACGGUUCUCCGCCCAUCCUCCUCCACCGUACGCCGCCCAACAGUGAGCGCCAUAUACUCGUCGAUCUCAGAAGAGGAUGGCGGAGAAGAGCAAGAUCCUGAUCAUUGGCGGUACGGGGUACAUCGGCAAGUUCAUCGUGGCGGCGAGUGCGCGGUCCGGGCACCCCACUUUCGCCCUCGUCCGGAGCACCACCGCGCCCGCCGACCAACCCGCCAAGGCCAAUCUCCUCCACGACUUCCAGGCCGCCGGCGUCACCUUCCUCCAGGGGGAUCUGCAUGAUCCCGACAGCCUGGUGAGGGCGAUCCAGCAGGUGGACGUGGUGAUCUCCGCCGUCGGCUCCUGGCAGUUGAAGGAUCAGACCAAGAUCAUCGACGCCAUUAAGGAUGCCGGAGGACACAUUAAGAGGUUCAUUCCAUCAGAGUUUGGCAAUGAUCCAGACCGAAUUCAUGCCGUGGAGCCAGCAAAGUCGAUGUAUGCGAUCAAGGUGCAGAUUCGAAGGUCUGUCGAGGCAGCAGGCAUCCCUUAUACCUUUGUGUCUUGCAACUUUUUUGCUGGGUAUUUCCUCCCGAAGUUGGCACAGGCAGGAGCUAGUGGACUUCCCACAGAUAAGGUUGUCAUCUUGGGUGACGGGAACACGAAAGCUAUCUUUCUUGAUGAAGACGACAUCGGCGCAUAUACAAUAAAUGCAGUGGACGAUCCAAGAGCCUUGAACAAGAUUCUAUAUUCGAGACCACCCGCCAACAUCUUAUCUCACAAUGAGCUUGUUUCCCUUUGGGAGAGGAAAGUCGGCAAGACUUUUGAGAGGGUUUAUGUCUCUGAAGAAGAUGUUUUGAGGCAAAUCCAAGAAUCGCCAAUGCCAUUGAACAUCAUACUUGCUAUUUCACACUCAUCCUUUGUCAAUGGGGACCAAACCAACUUUGAGAUCGAGCCAUCCUUUGGGGUCGAGACUUCGAUGCUCUACCCUGACGUAAAAUACACUACCGUGGAUGAAUACCUGGACCGCUUCCUCUGAGAGCACGUCGUCGAUCCCCAAUAGCCACUUAGGAAUGCAAAUUAAUCACUAUGAUGAGUUUGUGUGUCGUAUUAAUUGGUGUGAUGUCAAUACAUAAUGAUCGUAUGUAUGUCUCUUUGUUGUUUAAAUGAUUAAACAACAAAGAGAGUUGAACUAAAAGAAUAGUUGAAUUAUGUCGGAAAGAUGAUUAGUUCAAUUUGUGCGAAGAGAAAAUGGCAUUGCCCCUA